Thunnus maccoyii (southern bluefin tuna) is the source of this 788-nucleotide messenger RNA. It is a transcript of the gene bloc1s3, whose product is annotated as biogenesis of lysosomal organelles complex-1, subunit 3. The transcript is spliced from 5 exons. The coding region runs from base 134 to 721 and encodes 195 amino acids. Gene Ontology annotation, cellular component: BLOC-1 complex. Lineage: Eukaryota; Metazoa; Chordata; Actinopteri; Scombriformes; Scombridae. The record is from RefSeq and is a predicted model, not a curated record.
CGGAUUGGCUCUUGGAAAAAACAAGGCACUUCCUGACUGCUCAUGUGAUUUUUGUGUUUUUAACGUCUCAGAGGAGGUUUUGGAUUUAUUUCAGCGCAUUAGACGACUUUAUUCAGACUGCGAUCCUUUAGUCAUGUCCAGCAGGUACCAGAUAGUGGUGCAGGGCGAGGCAUCUGAGACAGACUCUGAUGAUGAAGUCUACAUCACCUCCCUGCCUCCUCCCCAAUCUGCCACAGUGGGAGCCAAGGUUCCAGGGGAGGCAUCUGAAACGGACAGUGAGGGUGAGCUGGAGCAGGUGGACCGAGCCUUUGCAGUGAGCCAGGAAAGCGCUCAGAUACUCAGGAGGGACCUGCCUCCUCUCAUUGUUGUGAGAGACCACCCUGAUGUACAAUCGAUAGUAGAAGACAGGCCAAGCCCCAAACACAGACCACACAGUGACACCUUGCUACAGCAGAAAUUGCAGGAGUCUAACAGCCGGCUGUACUCUGAUGUGGGACAGGCAAUUCGGCACAUUUAUGGCAGUGCCAGCAGGGAGGUGCGCAAUGCAACAGCUCAACUCAAUACUUCACAGAGCGCCAUCAUCAACGCUUCCCACAGCAUCAGAUUAAUCCUGGAGGACCUGAAGGCGGUGUCUGAGAAGAUUGACAUCAUCACCAGCUGUCAAAUACUGCCUGACAUUAAAAUCAAUAAUGAAUUUAAUAAUACUACUCCUGUACCAUAAAGUAUCAAAGUAUGAAUCAGGAUGCAUUUUUUAAAAUAAACAUAUCACUUAUGAUGUUUAAACAUUA